GUAUGGUGGUGGGGGAGGAACAGUCCCAUAUGUUUUUCCCUGUCCUGGAUUGGGAGUGUUCCCUCUGACGCACCUAGAGCCCAGAACAUAUGCUCUUUUCAGAUCCUAAAUGCUGUUUGCUUCCUCCCAUCCCUGGCAGCAGUGGCUGCGAAGAUCCUGUGUCCCCCUCUUCCUGGCAGUUGCUCUGUUUGCUGCCCGGGAAUCGCAGGACACUCCUCAGUCGAGGCUUGCAGGGCUGUUUUCAGUAGAGGAUUUCUAAUUUUAGGAGCCUCUGCCGCCUAUGGUUGAGUGCUGCCUUGCUGGAUCCCAGAAGAGAGGGGCUGAGCUGUGCCGAGCCAGGCAGCUCCUUUUUAUUUUCAGCUGAGCUAGUGUCAACCUGAGUGGCCCCAGAGGCCCGAGCCAAGCACUGCGCAGGGCUGCCAGAGUCCUUCCCACAAGGCUGAAAGACGGAGACUCGGAUUUGAAGCUUCCAGUCCUGUGUCCAUUUGGCCUUUAGCUGGAGGAUCUUUGGCUAUGUAUGGUGUGUAUUGUAUGGAUUACCAAUACCCAGUUGUCCAGGGUAACCAGGAGCCAUCUGCAACUCCUGAUGCAAUGGUGCAGCCAUUCACCACAAUCCCAUUUCCACCACCCCCACAGAAUGGGAUUCCCACAGAGUAUGGGGUGCCACACACUCAGGACUAUGCAGGCCAGACCAGCGAGCACAAUCUGACGCUCUACGGAAGCACGCAGCCGCAUGGAGAGCAGAGCACGAACACGGCCAGCACGCAGAACGGAUCUCUUGCACAGACAGAAGGAGGGGCACAGACAGAUGGACAGCAAUCACAGACACAGAGCAGUGAAAAUACUGAGAGCAAAUCCACUCCAAAACGACUUCACGUGUCUAACAUUCCCUUCCGCUUUCGAGAUCCUGACCUUCGGCAGAUGUUUGGGCAAUUCGGCAAAAUCCUUGAUGUAGAGAUAAUCUUUAAUGAGCGUGGCUCGAAGGGAUUCGGGUUCGUAACUUUCGAGAAUAGUGCUGAUGCAGACAGGGCCAGGGAGAAAUUACACGGCACCGUGGUAGAGGGCCGUAAAAUCGAGGUUAACAAUGCCACUGCGAGAGUGAUGACCAAUAAGAAGAUGGUCACACCUUAUGCAAAUGGUUGGAAGUUGAGUCCUGUGGUUGGAGCGGUGUACGGCCCUGAGUUAUAUGCAGCGUCCAGCUUUCAAGCAGAUGUCUCGCUGGGCAAUGACGCCGCAGUGCCCCUGUCAGGAAGGGGGGGUAUUAACACUUACAUUCCUUUAAUCAUUCCAGGCUUCCCCUAUCCAACUGCAGCCACCACAGCCGCCGCAUUUCGGGGCGCCCAUCUGAGGGGCCGAGGAAGGACAGUGUAUGGGGCAGUGCGGGCAGUACCUCCCACGGCCAUCCCAGCCUACCCAGGAAUAGUCUUACAGGAACCAAUCAUUAGCGCUAAAAUACCUCAGGGUGGAUACGCAGCCUACAGAUAUGCACAGCCUGCUACUGCAACAGCAGCCACAGCCGCUGCAGCCGCUGCAGCAGCUUACAGCGAUGGUUAUGGCAGGGUGUACACAGCAGAUCCUUACCAUGCCCUUGCCCCUGCCGCUAGCUACGGAGUUGGCGCUGUGGCGAGUUUAUACCGAGGUGGCUACAGCCGAUUUGCCCCCUACUGAAGUGACGUGAGCCCCCUGCAAGUGGGAGAGCCCCCCCAGUUCAUGAGGCCUGGCUAUUGCAAUAUUUACUAGUAGAGGAACUCUAUAGCAAGUCGAGGAGGAAAAAAAAAAAAAAACAAAAGAGAAAAUACUUUUUUAUACCUCACUAUGUUCUUUGAAUAUGUAUUUUUUUUUCCUUUAAAUUUCUGCCUUUAAUUCUUUUGUUCCAAAGAUUGUGCUUUUUUCUUUUUUUUGUUUGUUUGGUUUUUGUUUUCUUUUUUGGGUUUUUUUUAACUGUGGUAAAAAUAAUGCAUUUCCGUGUCUGUAUGUUGGUGCAUAGCUUAUCCUACCAAUCACGGAAAAGGCGAUUAGCGAUAAGGAAAGCUGUUAGAAACUGAUAUCAUGCAAUUAAUCAGGAACACGCAGACAGAGUUACUUCCCUGGGUCUGGUGCUUGGUGCCUGUGAGACAGGAGGACAUGAGGGAGAAGUCUCCACCUGCUGUGUUUCUGGUCUGCAGAAGGAAGCACUCUGGCUGUGGCUGGGACCUGAAUGCUGGUGGGAAAUAGUCAUUUACAUUUGGAAAUGGGGGAAAUGCAGAGACUUUCCUUGUUUCUAUCACCAUCUGACGUGCACAGGUUUGGGACAGUUUCAGCAGUGUCAGAACUUUAGACUUCACAAGAGGAGAGUCCCUCAACCUGCCCAAAGACUUCAGCUGUUACCUGCUCUAUAGGGGACAAGACUUGGAAAGGAGUUUUUGACGAGGAUGAUCUUUUCCCCACACACAGAACUUUUACUCGCUGAUUUUUGUCCGCUGCAGGUGGCUGUAACUGUCAUAGUUUUCAUUUCUCCUUUUGAAGAUCUUUCUUGCUGUCCCUUUCCUCCCCUUCGUUCCUCGAGGAGUGGCAGAUGCAGUGCAGGAUCAUGCAGAGAGUACCUCUGUUGUGGACAGCAAGUGACUAAACUUGGGGAGGUGAAGCACCUGCAGCCUUGCAGAGGAAGAAAGCGAGCAGAAGAGUCGAGCAUGGCGCACGCUCCGAGGCCCAGUGGGCAAGGGCUCUGCUCCUGUUCAUCCUGGGCUGCUUAGGUGCUUCUGCAAGUAAUCUGUUUCAAAUAAUAUGAGUGAGGAAAAGCCAAUCACACACAAGCUGCUCGAGUUGAGGGACAAGCAUGUGGGUUUGUGUGGGGGAAGAAGAUCUUUUAUAUCUAAAUGUGAUCCUGAAGUAGUUUUGUAUCUGGCAGAAGCAGUUUUUGCAAGCAAUGAAUUCAUAGGAACUUCCUAUCACAAGCUAUUUCAGGCCCUUCCAUAGCUGCAUUGGAGCCCCUGGGUUUGUUUUUCCCAGCUUCUCACAGAAAGUUGUGCACCUGGUCUGCUGAGUCCAUAUAGACACUACAUAUUAGAAGACUUGGAAGGAUAGAAACUACUUAGCUGAGGGCUCCACGACUCCCAAGACCGUCUCCCUUCUGCUCUCACAGACAAAGAAUUUGCUGUGUUUCAAAGAAAGGACACUUAGAUGACUGUGAGCUGUAUCCUGAUGUGGAGUUGCUGCUCUCCAGACCUCCCUGUUCAGCUGCUGGCUCCCAGAGUGCUCCCAGUAAUCCCAGGGGUCAGAGGCAGGCUCUAACCGCAUGCUGGAGAGAUGCAAGAAGUGUAAUUGUACCAGGCUGCCUCGACUCCGUGGAUUGGUGCUGGGGUGAGCCACUGCCUUCAGAAGGGCAGCUUAGAGUAUGGAUUUGUUGGGGGAGCCUCUCCAGCUCCUGUUGAACACCUGCUUUUCCAUCCACCACUGAUACAGAAUAGGAAAAUUCCUACAUUUAACACUAAGCAAUGUCAGCAAGCAGAGGUCCUGCUCCUGGGGAGGUGUCCUGGUCCAACCACACACAGCCACACACUUUUUGCUCUUCCCCAGUGAUACAUGGAGCCUCUCUGUGCACAGCAGAGUGGAGGUACGUCAAAUGGGAAGAAUGGGGACACCAUUAGUUAAGCUAGAGACCCUGAAGCUAUUGAUUUUCUGGAGGAAUAGCUCGAUAAAGGGGACACCAAACUGCCAGCCUGUUGGGCACCUUUUUUUUUUGUUUGUUUGUUUUUUCUGGUUUUAUUGUUGUUUUUUUACUUUUUUUUUUUCCAAGCCAAAGUUUGGUUUGUUGCUGUUAUGACAAUUUUUUUGUUGUUUGUAUAUAAAUAUUUUAGCUUGAAGAUAAGGAGGGGGGAGAACAGGGCGUUGGGGCUUUCACAAAAUCUAGGAAAUGAGGGAGACUCGGGAUGUUUGGGGGUUUUUACUGCCUGAGUUGGGGUAAAAGAGGGAGGACUUGUGGUAGCGAUAGUCAUAUUCAAGUGGAGUUAUUUCCACUGCAGAGCAGCCAGGGGACUUGCAGAGCUGGGAUGCAGCAUGUUCUCCCCGCUGUGGAUGGAGGGCCUGAGCGAGGCCAUCCCUUCCAUUCCCGCAGGCAGUUCCUCAGGCUGUGAGCCCAGGAGCAUCUGCAGAGCCCUGCUGGGGCAGCUGCUCCCCCACUGCCCCUCUCCCACAUUCAGUUCAGCUGGUUCUGACUGCGACUCCCCAAAAGCCGGGUUUUUCCUUCCUGAGUGCCCUCCCCUGCCCUGGCAGUGCCACCUGCAAUCCCCCCCUGCCACGUGGCCUCUCUGGGAGUAGGGAGGUAGCCCCAUUUCUGCCGCCUGGCAGAGUCUAUGCAUGGCAGCUUCAGCCCGCCCAAGUAUAUUAGGAAUGUGAGGGGUUUAGUGCAGAAGCACCCAACCUUUGGGGGGCUGUGGUCCCCCGAUCUCCGAGUAAUACCUGUUCUAAGACCAUUCAAGCCUGAUUCCUCCUGUAUCCGAGCCUGACCUGCUCUAGUCCCUCCCUGCCAGGCUCUUCUGGUGCAUUAAGCAGCCAGUGUCUCUGUGGCUCCAUAGUUAAUGCUGCAAGAUCCCCUGAGGGAGCUUGCUGAUAGCCUGGCUUCCUGCUCUCAGCACUGAGCUGCAGAGGGGACACCAGGACACUUGCAUGGCUGGUGGCCAGAGGUAGCUCACUGGUUCCAGGUGUCCAAAGCACCAGACCUCCCAAAAACUUGCAUGGCAAGGUUUCCUGAGUGAGUGUUGUGCUGUGACAGGAGAGCUCUUCAGCCUUUCUUCCCUGUUGGCAAACAGGGAGCUCCAGUUUCACUCUGAUCUGUUAUUGAGCUGAAUAAAGAAGCUUUCAGAGUAGCCAAGGUGUGGCUAUAUCCAUCCUCUGAAGAAGUGAGGACAAAGCCUAUAUCUCCCUAUGCAAAAUUAAUUACGUUUAAUAAAUUGAACUGGGCCCUGGCUUAUUAGAAUGAUGGCAGCUAGUGCUUGUCCGUGUGAUGGGUCUGCAGUCACAGGUCCCUUGCAAAGCAGGAUUUGGCUUUCUGAGGGAAACCGCACAGGCAGCCUGGCGAAUAGCUUGCUGUUUGUCACCAUCUAGUCUGGUGGCAUCUGGGACUCCUUUUGAUGCAGAGAAAAAAAAUGUAUCUUUAAGUGUAGCUGUUUGUACUGUCUUGCAAUAGGUUCAGCCAGCACAUGAUGAUGAAAUUUUGGUUUGAAGAGUUGGUUUAUUUAACAUGCUGGUCUGUAUUUCCUUGCAGUUACAGUUGCGCUGGUAUAAUGUAACUUCUACUGGUAUAGCAUAUUCUCUACUGGGAAUAAGUUAUAUUGAUGCCCAGCAAGUUAGCAAACUUGUCCUGGUCCCCACGUGUGGGAGGCUGCACUGUUGUAGGUGGGUUAGCUUUUCCAAGAAAAGCUAUGACAGGACCUGGAGGCAAUGGGAGCUCGGUAUGAGCCUAAUAUAGACAGCUUCUCCUGGGUUAAGCAGUGAGGUGGAUCCUGUGUCAUGAAUUCGGAUAGACAAAGCCAUGUUUAAAGAUAGCUGUGGCUUGGCUGUUCCAGUGCCUGAGAGGGAGCAGACUUGCCCAGCAAGGAGCACUGGCUCUGGAGUCUAAGACCUGUGUUUUGGACAGGGCUCUGCCAGUGACCUCUCAAGGGUCCCUGUGGGGCAGUCGUGUUGCUACUUUAGACUUCGCUUCCCCGUCCCUAAAGUGAAGUUGAAGUUUAUCCCCUGUUCUUACCUGUUUUGAGAUCCAUGGAUGUGAAGUGUACAGCAAGAGCUGAGGAGGGUUUUCUGAGUAGCUAGCUCGAGUGCUGGUUGUGGAACGGUUAAUGAAGCCAUUUCCCUGCCUGAAAAGAGACACUGGCUGCUGGGCUUUCAAUUCCAGCACCAGAGCUCCAUCAGUGGGGAAUACAAAGCAGAGCCUCCCAGUUCUACCCAUGGUUUUUCCCCAGCCCAUCCCUAUCUGUAUCUUCCCAUCCUAGCCACGAAGAUGGAGGCAAGUGGAAAACAGGUUUGGGGAGCACUUAGGAAUUUAAUAAAGGGAAACCCAAAAGACAGCUCUGGGGAAUGCUUUUGCUCAGUCUAGCUCCAAAGGGAAAGCACACAGGCAGCCUGGCAGAGGGCCGGCUGCCUGUGACCCUCCAGCCUGGCAGGGUGGGGGAAUGCUGUCCUUGGUGUAGAGGGGUGAUUUUUAAAGUGUUUUACCUGUUUGCACUGUUUUAAAAUAGGAGGGGGGGGAACCAACCUAGUGAACAAGAUGAACAUCCAAUGUAAACUUCUUUGUGUUUUUAUUUUUGACAUGCUCUUGGAUAAUGUCAAACAUUUUGUAGUAUACACCAGUGAGACUUGAUUCUUUGUUGCAUAAAACACUAUUUUUGGUGAUGUUAAUGUCUGAAAAGCCCAUUCCCUCCAUCCCCACCUUACUGAUUGCCCUCUCCACACUCCAACCCCAGUAAACUUCUCUUCUACAAUGAAAACUCCAGUCAACAAGGCAAGCAGGAGUCUGAUAGCCAGAGCGUGAAAUGGGGCCCUUUGCAAGCAGGCUGUGGGGUUUCUGCCUGGUAUGCUUUGCUCCAGCCAGGAGUUGUCAGGAGAGCCCCUGUCCCUCUGCAUUGCCUGCAGCAAUGGCAGUCUAAACGGGACUUGGGAUGGCCAAGUCCCGUCUCUGUUGCCACUGCUGACCCUGGAAGACAGCUUCUUGCUGGGGCUGCCAGUGCUGCCCAUGAUUGUCCUCCUGGGGCCGUGGGCUGCAGCUGGCCCAGGCUUGUGCAGGAGACUGGCUUCCCGAGCUGCCUCUCGACUCGUGGUAGAGCAGGAACGCAUCAGCCAAAAACCUUGCCUGAUUUCACCAGGAGAUUGCUGGUAUAUAAAGCCGUCCACCAAGAUACUCAUUUGGCUGGCAGUCAGAGUCAGCAAAAUGCCCAUUAAUCUUAGGAAUGUUUCUUCUUUUUAAAAAUUUUUGAUGUCCUGAAGUGGGUCAAUAAAUCUCUUGCCAGAUUCCCAGUUCUCUGCUGGUGGAAGGGCUUGUUGCUUCCCUGAGGAGUAAAUUUCUUACAGAAAUCAGGCCUCCCACAUUAAUAGUCUCAGUUCUGGUCAUGUUUUUCUAUUUUUUUUCUGUUCACAGUAUUUUGUGUGUGCGAGUGUUGUAGUUUUGGCAGCUCAGUUUGGCUGCAUUAUCAAGUGACAAAAUCAUCCUCUUUUACCCCAGGGGAUACGAUUUGGUUUUGUUUUCUUUCCUUAAUUUUUUUUUGUUUGUUUGUUUGUUUGGGGGUUUUUGUUAGGCUUUGUUUGGUUUUUGGGGUUUUUUUUGGUUGGUUUUUUUUUUUUUUAGUUUUUUUUUUUUAAUAUGGUAAAUCCUGCUUGUAAAUAGCUGGAGCUAAAACCUGGGGCUGAUAGCAAAUGAGAACCAGGGCUGUAGAUCAAUAUGGAGCUGGUGGAGUAUUUUACUGACCUCACAGGCCGAUCUCUUUGAGACUUGGAGAUUUUCAGUGCGAGGCUGAGAUGCCGCAGCACCUCCAAUGGCAGCGACAGACUUGCUCCUUCUCGCAGUCUCCCCAGCACCUCCCAUUGCCAGGUACCGCCGGGGAGCAGGACGUGUCCGAGUGGGACACGUUCCCUUCCCCUGGAUCAUUUCCUAGGACGCCCGAGCCGCUUGCCCAGGGUCCCAUUUCCCUGCUGACUCUGGAGAAGCAGUAUCUGCAUCCCAGGGCUUUGUGACAGCCUUUAACUUCCCGCCCUCCCUCGUUAAGUAUCAUAUUGUAUAGUAGCUUUCAGACCAUACAGUAUUCAUUGGGUUAUUCCUAUUAUUAUCAAGUAGCUGGAAUUGUGAAGGUUGGAGUAGUUAGAUCUUUAGCUUUUAUUCCUUUUUUUUGUAUUACUAUCCAUGUGUAUAAAUUAUUGAUCAUGUUGCUGGCUUUUAUAAACUCUAAGCAAGGGGGGAAACCCUUCCUAACCCUUUGCAAAUGGUAAUGAAGCACUGUUUUUAAAUAAAAGAGAGAAACACCA
Poecile atricapillus (Black-capped chickadee) is the source of this 7989-nucleotide messenger RNA. RefSeq names its product RNA binding protein fox-1 homolog 2. Gene Ontology annotation, biological process: nervous system development; regulation of alternative mRNA splicing, via spliceosome. NCBI's taxonomy places the organism in Eukaryota, Metazoa, Chordata, Aves, Passeriformes, Paridae. The transcript has 13 exons. Bases 514 to 1668 code for a protein of 384 amino acids. The record is from RefSeq and is a predicted model, not a curated record. Gene Ontology annotation, molecular function: mRNA binding. Gene Ontology annotation, cellular component: nucleus; cytoplasm.